This is a messenger RNA of Leptosia nina, 2565 nucleotides long. The record is from the annotation of a GenBank genome assembly. NCBI's taxonomy places the organism in Eukaryota, Metazoa, Arthropoda, Insecta, Lepidoptera, Pieridae.
AUGGCGGAUUUGAAGCCGAAAUUACAAGAUAACCCACGAGGUGCCUUAGAACAAUACAUAACCGCACUGCAAAGUGAAUCAAAAAUGUCACGAAGAAAUGCAUUGCAGAAAAUAAACGAAGAAAUUUUUGAUAACCCAGCAAACACCGACUGUGAUCUCACUCUAGUCUUCCCUGAUAUCUACGCAUAUAUUUUAAAGAGCUUUUUGGACGAGUCGGAAGCUUGUAGGGACAAAGCCAUAGCUAUUAUAUCAAAUUUUAUACAAAAGCUACCGCUUAACGACUACUACCUCACGUACAUAUUACCGGUUAUUGUUCGUCGCAUAGGAUGCCCCGAGAUCGUGGAGGAAUCAGAAGAGAUUCGUUUGCUACUAAUGGAAUUGGUCCAUACAAUAAUAGACAAAUAUAAAGGAACCCAUCUUUUAAGUUCAUUUAUCAAUGACUUUACUAGCAUCUUGACCAAAACAAGCACUGAUCCAUACCCUAAAGUGAAAUUAGAAGCUUGUGAAUGCAUCAUUCUCAUAACGAAGGUCUUGCAGAGGGAUUUUCACUUUCAGUCCGAGAGUUAUGUCAAACCUGUUCUUUCUAAUUAUGCUCACCAACAUUUCAGAGUCCGGGUGGCAUCUAUACGAGCCAUUGGUGCCAUAGUCUUAGCUGGAAAUGCCAAGUGUUUUGAGCUUGCCAUAACACCAAUGGCUGAAAAAUUAUUUGAUGAGAACACACAAGUCCGUCUGCAAGUCACUUUAGAGGUGGGAAACUGGAUGCUGAAUUAUAGGGACCGUUAUUCAUUCUGGCACCGUAUGAUACCGCUACUUUUGACUAGUUUGAGUGACGUCAUGGCAGACGUGCGAGAUACAGCUACGAAACUGUGGACGGACAUUGGGCUUCAAUAUAUGGAAGAAAAUGAAGAGGACUUGAAGAAGAAGACGGAUUUUCUGAAAGACGUCCCCACUCACUAUCCUGAUGUCAAGAGACCUAAUUUGGGAUGCAGAGUUCUUGUUCAGAGUAAUAUUGGCAAGAUAGUACCGGCUAUUGGAAGAGAGAUGGAAGGCUGGCGAGCUGAUGCCCGCCUUCGUGCUGCUCAACUGCUUUGCUGGUUGCUGCUAUGUGCUGAAGAGGGUUCAACACAGCAUGCCAAUACCACCGUAAGGACGCUGCACAGAGGUGCCUCUGAUGAUGACCAGAGGGUUGUGCUUGAGAUAAAACGCGCCUCGGAAUUGUUCGGCUAUUUCAUAACUCCCGACACCUGGUGGCCGUUCCUGGAAACAGAAGUGGACUCUUGGAGCGCCCUAUUUGUCAUCGCAAAUAUACUGAGAGGAUCACAACGAGAUUUGGUCAAAGUCAAGGUCAUGAAGGAGCUGUGCAAAGAAAUGGCUGAUCCAGAUCACUGUAGGGUCAGAAAGCCUAAAUACCAGAAAAACCUCUUGCAAGUGUGCGAAGCAUUGAUGGACCUCUGUAAAGAGGACUGCACCGAAGUCGCCGAGGAUUUGUUCAUCAUCAACUUCACGGUAUAUGCUAUGCCAGUUGAUGAUAAUAUUCAGUUCAUGGCGUUGUCAAAUUUAGACAAGUUGCGCUAUAUAGAGCAGUGUGGAAAGACCCUCUACUCGUUAUACGAAAAACACAUUCACCGAAUCCUCUCUGAUAUAACGAGCGAUGCUGUUACCUGGACCUUACUGACGCCCGAUCGAUGCUUGCUGGAGUGUGUGCUGCUGCACUCAGGUUAUGCUAUGGGUGGACAGUUGCAUCUUAUCGCCCCCCUCCUUCGCGAAUGUCUCGCUGAACCGAAAGUUGAUCCCGAAGUUAAGCUGAAGAUAUUCACAGCGCUAUCCACUGUUUUACUCCAAAGGGAGACUAAUUUUAGAAAAUGCGAUCCACACAAACUUGAAGCGUUUCUGCAAAUUGUCAUUCAAGAGGUCCUAUUGCCAAAUUUGGUGUGGUCCCCGGGUCGUACCGCUGAGGCGGUCCGUACAUCCGCCGUUGCGUGUCUUUGCGCAAUUCUACAGGACACAGAUACGUUAGAAAAAGGCGAUGGGGAUAAUAACAGUAAGCAAGUGGUAAAUCUGUUCCCUAAUAAGGAAUCUCUAGAGAAAUUCCUCGAAGAACUAGUGCCACUUAUUGCUGGCUUGGUGGACGACAAUUCGGCUUUGACGCGACAGCAUGCGUUACGUGCAGUUUGCUCCCUCGCUAUACAAGCCAAGGACAAGGAUUGCUUCACUGUAGAGAUUUUACAUAAAUUGUAUUUUGUUACCCUAAAGCGUUUAGAUGACAGUAACGACAAAGUCCGUUCGUUUGCCGUCCAAAGUCUUUGCACGUUGUUUAAGUGUCGACCCCAACCAUAUGACUGUGUCGUGUUUAAUGCCCAUAUUGACGCCCUCUACAGCGCCAUGUUGAUUCAUUUGGAUGAUACAAAUGAGGAUUUUAGGAAGGAAAUGCUAGAUGCCUUAUUAUCGUUAAGUGAUGUCGAUCCUCGUUUACUUAUGAAGAAGGUAAAGGCGAAUAUACAUCUAUACAGAAAUAAAGCAGCUUACGAAAAACUUACGACCCAAUUAGAAAAAAUUAUCUUGUAA